Cyclopterus lumpus (lumpfish) is the source of this 318-nucleotide messenger RNA. RefSeq names its product spexin prohormone 2-like. The coding region runs from base 1 to 318 and encodes 105 amino acids. The record is from RefSeq and is a predicted model, not a curated record. NCBI's taxonomy places the organism in Eukaryota, Metazoa, Chordata, Actinopteri, Perciformes, Cyclopteridae. The transcript is spliced from 5 exons.
AUGCUCCUGAAGGCCACGCCAUCGAAGAUAAAAGUCCCGGUUGUCUGGACAUGUACUUUAGUCGUCUCCCUGUUGGUCGAGUCGUGUCAUGCUCAGAAGCUGAACAUCCACUGGGGUCCUCAGUCCAUGAUGUACUUGAAGGGCAAACAUGGCAGGAGGUCUGUGUCGGAGGAGGACAACAGUGUUCUGACCCGGGGUCUGCAGGGCUGGUACGCAGUGCUCAGAGGCAUCCAAAAGCUGCAGUCACGGGACUUCAGGAAACCCAGUCACAUCCUGAGCUCUGAAAAAGUCCUCAUCCGCUACCUCCAGGAGAGAUGA